Messenger RNA from Pseudomyrmex gracilis, 850 nucleotides. RefSeq names its product 26S proteasome non-ATPase regulatory subunit 9. The record is from RefSeq and is a predicted model, not a curated record. Gene Ontology annotation, cellular component: cytoplasm; nucleus. The transcript has 4 exons. The coding region runs from base 105 to 740 and encodes 211 amino acids. Gene Ontology annotation, biological process: proteasome regulatory particle assembly. Lineage: Eukaryota; Metazoa; Arthropoda; Insecta; Hymenoptera; Formicidae. Gene Ontology annotation, molecular function: protein binding.
AAACGUCAUAGGAGAAAGUCGGUUUACAGGUCUCUAUAGUCGGUAUCCAGUACCCUCUUAAGUGUACACACAACAAGUUUCCUACGUUCUGCUAUUCGGUCAAGAUGAAAAUGGACGUCGACAUGGAGCUGCAAGAGACCAAGGAUGCCGUGUUGCAAUUAAUAAAAGACAAAGAUAAGAUGGAAGGUGACAUACGAGCGCUGAGAGAGAUUUUGGACUCCAAUAAUAUCGGCAUGAACGAACCGCUGGUCGAUUCCGAAGGAUAUCCCAGACAGGACAUCGAUGUGUAUCAAGUGCGACACACGAGAAGCAAGUUGAUACAUCUCCUAAAUGAUCACAAAGCAUUGAUGACGAAGAUAGAGGAAGGGUUGCACAAAAUUCAUGCCGCUUCAAAAGCUACAAAUGGAGACCAACAACCUGCAUCUGACGCAUCCAGUAGUCCGGAAACAGAAACACUGGAGCCUUUCUUGAGAGUGAACGUAGUCUCAUCCGGUUCACCAGCGGAAAUUGCAGGAAUUCAAGUCAAUGAUUUGAUAAUGCAAUUUGGAUCCGUGCACUAUCGGAACUUCAAAUCGUUAAAAGACAUUGGGAUGCUGGUGGAGAACAGCAGAUACAAGACGUUCAAUGUGAAAAUCAAACGGGGAUCUAACGUUAUAAUUCUGUCGUUAACUCCGCGUCCUUGGGACGGCAAGGGUCUUCUCGGUUGCAAUGUAAUACCUCUGGAAGUAGUUGAGAGAUAGAGUUGUGUCAUAGAUGAUGGUGUAAAUGCUGCGAGAUAUGUUUUUUUGUGUAUAUUAUUAUAUUUAAUACAGAUAUAUGUGUAAAAAAAAGAAUUUUGUAUUUUCUAAUG